UUCAUACCUACCUUGGCUGGCACUCCCAUCCGUUUUCUACACUUGUGAUAAAAUUGUAACAAUCAAUUUGUGUAUAUUUUUUGCAUUGUUAUAAGUGUUUCGUUACGUGCCUCCAACAAUAACAUGACAAAUCAACGUUAAAGUAAUUUUGGUGUGAGAAAACUGGUAUAACUCCAAAGAGAUCAUGUCAACUAUGUCAAGAUCAGUGCACGUCAGCCAGCAUAAGCUGGCUGAGAAACUCAUCAUUUUAAACGACCGCGGCAUCGGCAUGCUCACCAGAAUCUACAACAUCAAGAAAGCUUGUGGAGACGCUAAGUCCAAACCAGCUUUCCUCUCAGACAAGACCCUGGAGUCCUCCAUAAAGCACAUCGUAAGAAGAUUCCCUAACUUUGAUGUAAAAGGGCUUCAGGCAAUUACAAACAUACGUAAUGAAAUUAUUAAAUCACUGUCAUUAUAUUACUACACAUUUGUAGAUCUCCUCGACUUCAAGGACAAUGUAUGCGAACUCCUUAAUAUCAUGGAUGGAUGUCACAUAACGUUGGACUUGACCUUGAACUUUGAGUUGACUAAGAAUUACUUGGACUUAGUGACAACUUAUAUUGCCCUUAUGAUAUUACUGUCUAGAGUUGAAGAUCGUAAAGCUGUCCUGGGUCUUUUCAAUGCGGCACAUGAAUUGGUUCACAACCAAAUUGAUCCCAGCUUUCCUCGCUUGGGACAAAUGAUAGUAGAUUAUGAUGCGCCCCUGAAAAAGCUUUCUGAAGAAUUUGUGCUACAUGAAAAAGUACUACAGACAGCACUUAAUUCACUGUGGCAUGUAUACCCAGCAAGGAACCUAACAGCAGAGCACUGGAGAUCAGAGCAGAAACUCAGCUUGGUGAGUAACCCACAGCAGCUUCUAAAACCAUCUGAAACCAACACCAUGUCUUGUGAAUACUUGUCUCUAGAGUCACUGGAGAGAUAUGUAAUACUUGGUUUUGCUGUGUGCCAUCCAAUGCUUCAACAAGAACAUGCCAACAAAAUGUGGGUCAGUGCUCUCCAGUCAGGAUGGGUGUUGGCACUCUUUCGUGAUGAAGUGAUUUAUAUUCACUCCUACAUACAAAGUUUCUUUGAUGGCUUCAAGGGCUAUGGAAAGAAAAUAUCAGAAGUGAAAGAUUGCUAUCACCAAGCUGUUCAAAAGGCAGGAUACAAACACAGAGAAAGGCGAAAAUUUUUAAGAACAGCUUUAAAAGAACUGGGUCUUAUAUUGACUGACCAACCAGGGCUGCUAGGGCCAAAGGCUUUGUUGAUUUUUAUUGGUCUGUGUUAUGCAAGAGAUGAAGUGUUUUGGCUGUUACGUCAUAAUGACAAUCCUCCACAAAAAGUUAAAGGCAAAUCAACUGAAGAUUUGGUUGAUAGACAACUGCCUGAACUUUUGUUCCAUAUGGAGGAGUUAAGGGCUUUGGUUCGCAAGUACAGCCAAGUCAUGCAAAGAUAUUAUGUUCAAUACUUAUCUGGAUUUGAUGCUGUUGCUCUUAAUCUGAUGAUACAGAACUUGCAGGUUUGUCCUGAGGAUGAAAGUAUUAUACUAUCCUCGUUGUGCAAUACCGCUGCUAAUUUGAAUGUGAAGCAAGUUGAGGACAAUGAAAUAUUUGAUUUUCGUGCCUUUCGUUUGGAUUGGUUCAGAUUGCAGUCUUACACAUCUGUUGCAAAAAUGCCUUUGAAUCUGGGAGAUCAAAGAGAAUUAGCACAGUUUAUUGAUAAGAUGGUUUUUCACACAAAGAUGGUUGACAAUCUUGAUGAAAUAAUGGUGGAAACAUCUGAUCUGUCUCUGUUCUGUUUUUACAGUAAGAUAUUUGAAAGCCAGUUUCAUAUGUGUUUGGAAUUCCCAGCUCAGAACCGUUACAUCAUUGCAUUCCCGCUAAUUUGCAGUCACUUCCAAAACUGCACUCAUGAAUUGUGCCCAGAAGAAAGGCACCACAUCAGGGAAAGAAGUCUAUCUGUUGUCAAUAUUUUCUUGGACGAAAUGGCAAAGGAAGCCAAAAAUAUAAUCACAACUAUUUGUGAUGAACAAUGCACCAUGAGCGACAAGUUACUGCCAAAGCAUUGUGCGCAAACAAUCGCUCACCUAGCAAACAGGAAGAAAAAAGAUAAAAACAAGAAAAACACAAUAGAGAUUGUAAAGCCUGGCGCCGAAAGUUACAGAAAAACCAGAGAAGAGUUAACUACAAUGGAUAAAUUGCAUAUGGCUCUAACAGAACUUUGCUAUGCCAUCAACUAUUGUACUACAGUCAAUGUCUGGGAAUACACAUUUGCCCCUCGAGAAUACUUGCAUCAACACCUAGAGACCAGGUUCUCUAAAGCAUUGGUUGGCAUGGUCAUGUUUAAUCAGGAUACUAGCGAAAUUGCGAAGCCCUCAGAACUGUUAGUAAGUGUACGAGCAUAUAUGAAUGUAUUACAAAGUGUUGAAAAUUACGUACACAUUGAUAUAACAAGGGUUUUCAACAAUUGUCUUCUACAACAGACACAAAAUAUGGACAGCCAUGGUGAAAAAACUAUUGCAUCACUUUACACACAAUGGUAUUCUGAAAUUUUACUCAGAAGAGUGAGUACUGGUAGCAUUUGCUACUCAAUGAACCAAAAAGCUUUUGUGACCCUGUCUGCAGAGGGCACUAUACCUUUCAAUGCCGAGGAGUACUCUGACAUUAAUGAACUCAGGGCUCUUGCUGAAUUAAUUGGUCCUUACGGCAUGAAAUUACUCUGCGAAACGUUGAUGUGGCAUGCUGCCAGCCAAGUGCAGGAAUUGAAAAAGUUAGUGAUUCAAAACAAAGAAGUACUUCAAAUGUUAAGAACAAACUUUGAUAAACCAGAAAUAAUGAGAGAACAGUUUAAAAGAUUGACAAAUGUGGAUAACGUGCUGCUUAGAAUGACGAUAAUUGGCGUUAUUUUGAAUUUCCGUCAAAUAGCUCAGGAAUCUUUACUUGACGUUUUGGAGCGCAGAAUUCCCUUCUUGAUCAGUUCGAUCAAGGAUUUCCAGCAGCAAUUGCCGAGUGGAGACCCAAUGCGGGUCAUAUCAGAGAUGUGUUCUGCAGCAGGCUUACCUUGCAAAGUAGAACCUACUUUGGCGACGGCGUUACGCCAACACAAAGCCGAUCAAGAGGAAGAGGAGCAUCUUAUCGUUUGUUUACUAAUGGUGUUUGUGGCAGUGUCCCUACCAAGAUUAGCCAGAAACGAAUCAUCUUUUUACAAACCAUCAUUGGAAGCGCAUACCAACAAUAUUCACUGUAUGGCAGCUGCUAUAAAUCAUAUUUUUGGAGCUUUGUUUACGAUUUGUGGUCAGGGCGAUAUAGAGGACCGUAUGAAGGAAUUUCUAGCUCUUGCUUCAUCUUCUCUAUUACGCCUUGGACAAGAGACUGAUAAAGAAGCUAUAAAAAAUCGGGAGUCUGUAUAUUUGCUGCUAGAUUUGAUUGUUCAAGAAUCACCGUUUUUGACAAUGGAUCUACUGGAGUCAUGCUUUCCGUAUGUACUAAUACGUAAUGCUUAUCACGAAGUUCAUAAGCAAGAGCAACUGUUGUUGCAUUCUUAAUUAUUUCGUAAAUAUUUUAAAGCAUAAAACAUGUUCCCUAGAAAUAUUUUUCGAAACGGUGCUGACGCCCUUUCUGCAAAUAACCGUCAAUAUAGCAACUAUUCCACUAAACACAGGCUUUAAUGAGACUGGCAAAAUAUUCCUUUCGUUAUCCACAAUUUUUAUGCAUUUUAAUGUUAAAAAAAGCUGCUUUAAGGUUUUAUUUACUAUUAUGUACCUUUGUUACAUAAUCAGAGUUUUAUCUUAGUUGUAGGAAGUAAUGUAUUGUUUACGAGUCUGUAGAGUAAGUGCCGCCUGAGAUAAAUGAAAUUUUUGCUGUUAAAGUAACUGAUUUUAGACAGUUUGCAUUACGAUGGAAUUGAAUUAGAAUGUAGGCUAUUUUUUUCAUUAUGUAACGUUAAAAAAUUGAAUCUACCGGCACACUGUUUCUACAAUAGCAAAAAGAGGCAAAUUCUCACAAACGUAUUUGACAUUGAAUCAUUCCUUGAAAAAUCUUGAGGCUGAAACAGUUUUUUUUUUAAUAUUUUGCAUCUAUUGUAUAGCUUGUGAAAAAAUGUGUAUAAAAAGUCCACACGUCACUAUAAGAAACAUUAUGCACCUAUGUAGUUCAGUAUGUAUUUACAUGAAAUCUUGUUUUUGCUGUAAUCGUAAUAAUACAAACCCAAAUGAAGCAAAAGACAUUGAAUCGAUAAUCAAUAACUUUAAUUUAUUCUUCAUUAUCUCAAUUAUUAUUGUAAUUUUGCUAUACCUUUUGUACCUUGUAUAAUUAAAAUAUAUUACUCCCCAAUAAAAUAUU
Hyposmocoma kahamanoa is the source of this 4358-nucleotide messenger RNA. It is a transcript of the gene Hem, whose product is annotated as membrane-associated protein Hem. Gene Ontology annotation, cellular component: SCAR complex. The transcript is spliced from 3 exons. NCBI's taxonomy places the organism in Eukaryota, Metazoa, Arthropoda, Insecta, Lepidoptera, Cosmopterigidae. Bases 185 to 3562 code for a protein of 1125 amino acids. Gene Ontology annotation, biological process: cell projection assembly; neuron projection morphogenesis; cell morphogenesis. The record is from RefSeq and is a predicted model, not a curated record.